AUGUCUAGCCAUAAGCGGCGGGACUCUGUGGAAAAGAACUCCACUUCAAAAUCCACGGCGCAUUCCGCCACAACCUCGACCGAUUCGCUCAAUACCAGAAGACAAUCCCGAAUUCCGUCGCAGCCGACAUCGCAGGUGAUGCCGCAGAAACUCCCACGAACUUCUUCAAAGGAAGGAUCGGAAAAACCAGAUACAAAGAGCCCAACUACCCCAUCCUCCGCAACGUCAAGGCGAUUCGGCCUUUUCCCCAAGAGAUCGAAGACGGAAACCGACGCUCAAGCCUCGGCACAAUACCGACUCCCUCGAAAAGGCCCGGUCGCGCGAAUAGGCCACGAAAGUUAUGGAAAAUAUGCCCAACGUGAUCGAAGAAUGAGCUCUAGUAGCAACACCAGUGCUACCAGAACGAGAUCCAUGAGUACCACCGAGAACACGCCCAAGCCUACCUCAAGUCGCAAGGAGAGCCUCAAGAACAGACCGGAGCUUGAUAUUGACGACUUCUUGCGGAAUCGCUUGGAACCUGUUGUUAUCAGUGGCGGUGGUGGUAUGGAUGGGAGACCGUCGUUGAUGCGGACGCAGAGCGAGCAGAGUGCUAUGAGUGGUUGCAGUACAAUAUCACCGACAAACACCACGCAGACCGUGAAGGGUGCAUAUUCGACUGGGUGCUCGACUGAUUCUCUGGCUACUUUGUCAGCAACUGCGGGUGAUCCGAGCAUGAAACCGAGGACAAAUUCCGAAGGUGGUGGCCAGUCUCGUGCGCCGAUUUCCAGAAUUGGAGGCGCAUUCCAUCGUGCUGCAGCAUCACAACCAACUGUUUCUCGAUCUUCCAGUCAAAUUCGCCCAGACAAGGCGCCAAUCCCUCCAAAGGACCAAGAUCAGAAGGGCAGAAAGAAAAGUUUCAGAAGUUUCUUCCAAAGAAGUCAUUCCAAGCCGCGCAAAAACUCAACUACUGAAGUACCUUCAUCCUCUUCAAAUCAGCUCCCCGCGCAGGUCACCCCCGUGCCGGUUAACCGACCCGUUGCGCAUUAUGCUCUUCUCGAUACCGAUCCGGACUCUCUGGAAGAUGUCAUGCACGAUAUCGAGGACUCGCCACCAACGGACUACGAUUAUUCAGAAUCCAGCCCACCGGCGGAAGCCCCAGCUGCUCUGAACAUACGGAAAUCAACUUUACUUCCCUCACCUCCGAGAUUACAGACUGAAUUCCAUGCUGGUUGGCAGUCUCCGCCAAAAGUGUACAUGAACAAGGGUCUUGCAUCGUGCAGCCCUGGGACUGAGGAGAAACCAGUGGCCAGACGCCCAAGUCGACUGGCAUCUAUUGGUCGCAUUCCGCAGGUGAUUUCGAGAAAGGACAGGCAACAUAGACCAGCAGCGCAGUCGUUCUCGAGACCUUUCAGUAUGGCUGAGACGCCUUCUCUGACAGCGCCUGUGUUGAGCAAUGACUUCCAGGUGCCGACGUGCUCUGAAGAGAUGGGAAGACGGCCGAGCGAACCAACUAGAUUGGGUUUCGACCUUACUCAACCGUUUGGUGACCCUACGUACAGAAGCGUCUUGGAUCUUAUCUCUGGGCCGUACUCUAAUAACGAGUUUCUUCGGUUUUCUCCUGAUAAGAACUCGCUGCCGUCUUCAUUCGAGUGUAGUACUCCCGCAGUCACCGCCAUAGCUCCCCAUCCUGAUAGUGAUCUGACCGAUGACGAGGUUUGGAAGGAAUACGACGAUCUCAUCGACGAUGUUCUGUCGCCUAUAAGCCCGAAAACGACUUUGCCCGACUUUGCUACCUCCGAUGACGAUGAGAAGCUUGGGCUCGCGGCUUUGGCUAGCCAGACGCUGCAGAAUGAGCUGGAUGCUCCUCAUCUUCCGACUCUUUUUGAGCAACCGUCGAUUACUCUAAACCGAGCGUCUCAGUCCAGUGAUGGUUGCUCCGUUCGGCUGCGCCGUUCUAGGAUUGCUACUGCUUUGCGCUCGUCCUAUGCUCCGUCGUCUCAGCCGUCAUACAGUGAUUUGAAGGCUGGUCAAGAAGAGGAAACGGGAGAAAGUGAAAAAGGCGGUCCGUCGUCGCCUUCCCUCAAGCUUGUGGAAGAGCAGCAAAGCUUUCCCCUUUCCCCGCUUAAUCCCUCCCAGAGCUUUGAGGCAUGUCGACAACGUAACACUAUCCUGUUCGACAUUGCCGAACGUGACCGUGAAGGCCCAACAGCACAAACCAACAUCCGCUCUGGUUCUCUUAUGACAAGCCGUUGGUUGUCCUUCGGACGAGUUCUGUUCAGCCCCGCCCACAACCACGUGAAGUCCGGUGAACAGGAGCGCAUCCUUGUGAUUGAUGGAUUAGGCAAUGACGAUUGGUCGUUCUACUGCGCGCUGACCUAUACUAAUGCCGACGUGUACAACCUCCAUGUUGGCCUGACCCCAGCCGCGUCGUCACAUCCAGCUGCCUGGCAACCACCUACGAACCAUCACACCGUUUACCAUGCGGAUCUUGCAGACCGGUUCCCAUUUCCUAAAGGUCACUUUGCAGCUACUGUCUUGCGGUUUCCGGCUGCGUGCUCCGAAAGUGUUCAGGAUAAUGUCGUUUCGGAGUGUAAGCGUGUACUUCGGCCAGGUGGCUAUCUGGAAAUGAGCAUAAUGGACCUCGACAUGGUGAACAUGGGCAUUCGCACCCGGAAAGCUGUCCGUGGUCUCAAAGAGCGUACUUACGUCGCCGAUCCUAGCAUUAGCCUCAAGCCAGCUAGCGACAGCAUCCAACGUCUACUUGGUCGUCACGCCUUCGAUAACCUCCAUCGUUGCAUGGUCCGCAUCCCGGUGGCGGGGGUAAUCACCCGGUCCUCCGCCUCAUCAUCCUCUACGUCUUCAUCGUCUUUACACCCAUCGAUGUCCAUCCCCGCCGCCACCCGCUCAGCUCCCUCCUUCGGACAGGGUUCUAAUAACCCUUUCAUCCCCAGACACAACAAACACGGCAAAUCCCAGUCCAACGACACCGACCUCUCCCUAGGCGACCUCCUCUCCGACCCUGUUCCCUCCCCGUCAAAUGACGAGUCCAUCCGCAAAAUCGUCGCCAAAGUCGGUCGUUGGUGGUACACGCGGUGCUACGAGAUCCCCGUGCUGCCGGACGGGGAUGUCGAUUGCCGAAUUUGGAAUGAUGGGAAGGUUCUGAGGGAGUGUCAGAAGCGAGGCACAGGGUUCCGUUUGUUAAUUGCGCAUGCGCAGAAGCCGAGUGAGGUUAACCGCAGGACGGCUAGCGUUUAG
This is a messenger RNA of Aspergillus chevalieri, 3234 nucleotides long. RefSeq lists its product as uncharacterized. Lineage: Eukaryota; Fungi; Ascomycota; Eurotiomycetes; Eurotiales; Aspergillaceae. The record is from RefSeq and is a predicted model, not a curated record. Bases 1 to 3234 code for a protein of 1077 amino acids. The transcript has a single exon.